AUGGGCGCCGCCCUGCUGCGCGUCUCCAAACUCCAGGACAAAUGGCGCGUCAAGAUCAGCAAGGUGCUCGAAGCCAAAGACAGCAAGCUGCCUGUCAAGGGCAAGUUGAAAAUGUGGGGUGAGAAAUAUGCCAUGUUUAUCUUGCCGUUUGUUACGGUGUUGAGGGAGGGAAUCGAGGCGGUGCUCUUCAUAGCCGGCGUCGGCCUCGGCCUCCCAGCAACAUCCUUCCCCCUCGCCGUCCUCUGCGGCCUCGGCGCCGGCGCUCUUGUCGGAUACAUGAUCUACAAGGGCGGCAACAAGACGUCUCUGCAGAUUUUCCUCGUCAUCUCGACGUGCUUCCUGUACCUCGUCGCCGCGGGCUUGUUCUCCAAGGGCGUGUGGAACCUCGAGCAAAACGCCUGGGUCAAGCUGGCGGGCGAGGGCGCUGCAGAGGCAGGUGCCGGGCCGGGAAGUUAUGACAUCCGCAAGAGCGUCUGGCACGUAAACGGCGGAUGGGGUAUCUUCAACUCGCUCUUCGGCUGGCAGAACAGCGCGACGUACGGCUCUGUCAUCUCGUACAAUCUCUACUGGGUCGUUGUCAUCGCCGGCUUCCUGUUCCUGGGCUGGAAGGAGAGCAAGGAGACUUCGAGCGCGAGUGAGGACAUCGCCAGCGACACGUCCAGCGAGCAGAAGAACUACACAGGCAAGAAGACGAGCGAGGAGGGUGGUUUGGUCGGGACUGCUGUUAGAGAAGUACAGUAG
Messenger RNA from Parastagonospora nodorum SN15, 741 nucleotides. RefSeq lists its product as hypothetical. Lineage: Eukaryota; Fungi; Ascomycota; Dothideomycetes; Pleosporales; Phaeosphaeriaceae. The record is from RefSeq and is a predicted model, not a curated record. The transcript has 3 exons. The coding region runs from base 1 to 741 and encodes 246 amino acids. Gene Ontology annotation, biological process: iron ion transmembrane transport. Gene Ontology annotation, molecular function: ferrous iron transmembrane transporter activity. Gene Ontology annotation, cellular component: high-affinity iron permease complex; plasma membrane.